This is a messenger RNA of Eruca vesicaria subsp. sativa (arugula), 1513 nucleotides long. Lineage: Eukaryota; Viridiplantae; Streptophyta; Magnoliopsida; Brassicales; Brassicaceae. The record is from the annotation of a GenBank genome assembly.
GUAAAACCGGUUUCAUUGUCCUCGAGUCACACCGGCAGAUUCACCGGAAAAAUCGAAACUUUUAGUGAGAGAAAACUCCAUUUCGAUUUCACUUUCUGCCGCCAAGUUUUGUUCUUCCUUAUCUUCGUAAGACGACGAUGGGUCGGCCUCCAAGUAACGGCACUCCAGCGUUUCGAUUCAACCUCUCUGAGGUAACGGAGAUGGAAACAGUUUUGCAACAGCAUGAUACAGCAAUGCCAGGUCGUCAUACUCUUGAAGCUCUUGCUGAUAAGUUUAGUAACACUGUGGAGCGGAAGGGGAAAACUGUUGUGCAGUUCAAACAAAUAUGGAACUGGUUUCAGAACAGGCGAUAUGCUCUGAGAGCAAGAGGGAACAAAGCUCCUGGGAAGCUAAAUGUAACUUCCAUGCCGCGUGGUUUGGAUCCUACUAACCAUAUGAGAAAUGUGCUUCCACCAUCAUCAGGUGCUAAGUCCACUCAUAUGACUGGAUCCGUCAUGACGCCUUCUCAUUCCGGUAUAUCAGUUCCAGGUGUCAUGAGGAGUGGUUCAGACAAUUCUUACUUGGAAUUUGAAGCCAAAUCUGCCAGGGAUGGUGCAUGGUAUGAUGUACAAUCUUUCCUAGCUCAUAGAAACUUGGAGAUUGGUGAUCCGGAAGUGCAGGUACGAUUUGCAGGUUUUGAAGUUGAAGAAGAUGAAUGGAUAAACGUCAAGAAGCACGUUAGGCAAAGGUCACUCCCAUGUGAAGCAUCAGAAUGUGUUGCAGUUCUUGCUGGAGAUCUCGUGCUUUGCUUCCAGGAAGGGAAAGAUCAAGCUCUUUACUUUGACGCCACUGUUCUUGAUGCACAAAGAAGGAGACACGAUGUCAGAGGUUGUCGUUGUAGGUUCUUGGUGCGGUACACCCACGACCAGUCCGAGCAGGAGAUCGUUCCCUUGAGGAAGAUUUGCAGGCGGCCAGAGACAGAUUACAGACUACAGCAACUUCACAGUGCUGUAAAUGACUCUGCUAACUCGAAUCAGCUCCAGAAACCCCCUCCAGAUGCGGCUGCAAUGACUCCUGUUUCACAAUCCGCCGCCUCGGUUCCUAUUGUUUCACCUGAUGUGAAAGAUCCGAGCUUGAGUGCUGCUUCAGUUCAACCUAGCUCCAAUGCAGCCACUGUCCCCGCUGGUCCUACUGCAUAGGCCAUCAAGCUAUGUAUGUCUCCAUUUGGUAACUAUAUUCACUCUCACUAGCUAGAGUUGUAGAGGUUAAACUUGGGGAUCACGAGCUUUUUUGUAAUCUUACAGAAUGACCCCAAGUCACAUCUUAAACUGUAUCAUGCUAUUUUAUUUAAUCGUUCAUGAUGAUGGAAUACUUGUGGUUUAGUCCGGUUUGUUCAUCAUUCAAGAAAGUCAUGUGUUUCUCUGUAGUAAUAUUGAGUCAAUGGGUCGAAUUACAAACGAAAAUAUUUUCUUGUCCUCAAAAUGAUAGUAUCCUCGACUUAAAUGUUGAUUGGCUUCUUUUCUUGUCCUCAAUU